UCGCGAUACAGACUCCAUUAGAGGUAACUGGGAAGGUAUCGAAGGGAUUACGGCUUACAGAGAACACGGAAACUCCCAUCUUUCUUAUCCUUCCGCUGCGCUCCUAGCAGAAACCAUUGACGAAGGCCAAGGUGAAAUUAACUUCUAUCUACAUAAAAGAAAUGACUGAGGUGAUUAAUAAUACUGAUAAAAGAAGUAAACGGCGUUUGCCUACAUGGAUGCAGAGCAAUGAUACUGCCAAAAAAGAAAAUUUUGGAACUUCUGAUGGAUUAUACUCAGUAUCAGGAAAUCAACCAGAGCCUCAGGGUGCAGUUUCUAUGAUAAAAUCCAUGUCAAGCGAUGUUGAUGUGGUACUAGCUGAAAACAAAAAGAACUCAGACAAUAAAGAAAUCCUUGCAAAGAAUUAUUCAAAGAAAAGCACCAGGAAACCAAAAAAAAGUGAUGGUUCUAAUGUUGUUCCGGGUAACUUUAGUGGAACUGAGAGAAACUCUGGGGGGGAUAUUGUUAAAUGUGGAAUGUCUAUGGAUACUGAUCGGCACCUGAAGAUCAGUGCCAGAAGCCAAUCUGUAAAAGUUUUAUCCCAAGGAAUGACGGAAGGUGCAGCGGAACUGACCGUUGAAGAUCUGAUUAGUAUUGCUGAAGAGUUUCUUACUUCAGACAAAAAAGUUCAGAAUGAACAAUCUGCUGCGCGAAAAUCUGAAUGCAAUUCUAUUCCUCGAAACUCAUCGGAAUCCUCCACCUCUCACAGCGGAACACUCAACAGAGAAAUCAAAUUCUCUCCGGCAUUAUCCAAAUGCACCCAAACUCGCAGCUCCAAUCUAAACAAUGUUGCUAAAAAACUAACCGAGGAAUCCGCUACUUCGCCCAACGGCAAAACUGCACAAUCAAAUGGUGCUGUUGAGGAUAUGCUUCAACUCUUCCUUGGUCCUCUUUUAAAGAAAGCUCCUCUGAAUGAGCCUGAUCCUGAGAUAACAAAAGAACUAACAGUUGUUGCUUAUAAAUCUGAUUGCUUAAUCAGAAGCUCUGUGGAUGCUGAAAAACUGGCUGUGGAUGCUGAAAAACUGGCACCUUUGACAAAAAAGAAGAAUAGCCUUAAGGAUAAAGUAACCAUUUUUUUGGGUUAAAAUUGUUCUUG
This is a messenger RNA of Phalaenopsis equestris, 1135 nucleotides long. RefSeq lists its product as uncharacterized. The record is from RefSeq and is a predicted model, not a curated record. NCBI's taxonomy places the organism in Eukaryota, Viridiplantae, Streptophyta, Magnoliopsida, Asparagales, Orchidaceae. The transcript is spliced from 3 exons. Bases 162 to 1124 code for a protein of 320 amino acids.